GGGAACCAGAGAUAAUUAAUUUACGGGUGGUAAAUUAAAAACCAUCAUGGUUGUGUAAUGAGAAUGCAAAAAUUCGAUACUCAAGUGUAAACUUGAAAAAUUCUCAACCUCAAUUGUAUGAACAUAACACAUCGAAGAUCACUUAGAUCUCACAAUAAUGGACUGCAUGGCCAUUACCUUGUGUAUGCUACAAUUUAGAUAUAAGGAAUACACGUUGAAGGUAAUCGCAUGUCAAGAUUGACAAAACGUAGACCUUAUAGUAAGAGGGGAUAGUCUGCAAAUGAGCAGUAGAUCCCAACUCAUCACCUUGUGAUUCUAAAUAUAAUAAGGAAAAAAAUAUACAAAAAAUUUGCAAGUUUGACACGCGAGAGAAGCGGAUCUCAGCCGCGAAAACAUGUUCAAUGAAAUAUGUGGUAAACACAUGAAACAUGUCAUACUUUCCGGAUGAAAUCCGAUAAUUUAUUUAUAUUAUCGAGUCAUUACAUAAUAUAAAUAUACUAAUAAUCACACAAGUUCUAACUAAAAUAAGUCUAGAACUGGACUAAAUGUAAGUAAUCACAUUAGAGACUAAACAAUACUAGUCUACUCAUAUAGAAAUACGUAACUAGUACUAACUAGUACUUAAAUAAGAAAAGAGAAAAAAAAACACAGCCACGAGGGCUAGCCCGAGGCUACACAGCGCCUUGGCCUGGGCUUGCACAGCCGGCAGAGCCCAGCCAGCCUGCACCGCACAAGAGGCUGGAGCGGUUGUGGAUAAGGUCACGACCCGCACGACGCCAGCCUUCAGACCACCUCUCGAUCUCCACCUCCUGCACGGCGCGGCUGACAGAGACCAAGCCGCUGCACGCCCCCAGCGCCUGCACGCCAUCACCGGCCUGACGCGGAAGAAGCGACCCCCUCCUCCGAAGAGACGACGACCAUGUUAGCGGGGACACGGCGACCAGCCUGAGGCGGGGCGGCGGCGAAUCGAAGGCUCGCCGGAGCCCACGAGCCGGGGCGGCGACCAGGACGGCGGUCGAGGCUGGCCACGGCACGCCCGAAGAGGCGGCCGAAGCAUCGCUCCGCGAUGCCGUUCGAGCCCCCCGACCAUGUCCUGCAGUGGCGGGGCAGAGGCGUCAGCGCCUUCCAUCCCUAUUCCGAGGUGGAUGAUGCCGGAUGCGCCGGUGGGCGCAGAGACGAAGCCGAGCGCGGGCUCCUCGUCUGCAAAGGCACGCAUCUGGACGGGCACGUAGCCAGGAGGGCCACGGCUCGGGCCGACGGUCUCGGCGGCCGGCAUGGGCGUCGGCGGCGCCAUCCAAGCCGUCAGUGGAGGAGGUGGUGGAGGCGGAGAUCCAGGGGGCGGGGCAGGCGCGGCUGCAGCCCCGUGCACCGCAGGGGCGCUCGGGUCGGCCACUAGCGAGGAGUCAAACCCCAUCGGCGUAGGGCCACGGACGCGAGGAGCACCGCGGUUGGGCGCAUCCGACGGCGUGGAGGCCGCUUCCAGAGGCGUAGUAACCUCCACGCGCACCCCUUCGAGUGCCAUGGUAACCGCUUCCAGCGGCAUCGCAGCCGAAACGGCGGAUGGCUUGCAUCCUGCGACGGAAGCGCCAGAGUCCACCUACUCCAUGGCGGCGACGGGCUAUGAGGUGGUAGCGGCGACCAUACUCACGGAUGAAGCGAAGGAAAAAGGAGACGAGGCCUGGCAUCUCACCGACGACAAGUUCCUCUUCCCUCUCCUUCUCUGUUUGCUUUCGCUCUCUCUAGUAGCGCAAGUGCUGAUAACGUGUUUAGGAAAAACUGAUUCCUUAAUCAUUCGUUACUGUUUACAGCGAUUAUAUAUCGUUCGGACAGACGCAACGCUCUGUGAAGAGAUGCCGGUUCCAGGACGAGCGGAAGAGGCGUCGGUCGAGGACAGAUCCGCCCGACGGUUUGGAAAAAGUAGAUUCCCUAAUUACAUUAAUGUAAUAAAUCUUAACAGAAACCACAUAUGUAACACAUGAGACAAUGAUAUCAUGUAUAGAUGGGUUUACCUAAUGACUCCAAGUAGUUAUGCACACUUGCUGCGGCUGAGCGUUAGCGUCAGUGGGCUCUUAAAAUGUAAGAUUUGUCGCUUUAAGGGUGACUAUGUGAUCUCCUCGUAUGUAAAAAUUAACGGAAGGAAAACAGAUAUUAGACAGAUUGAUUUGCCUGGAACAGCCCUGUAAAUUAUGCAAUCACAAAAAGAUGGCAUGCUGCUUUCAAGAUUUCUCCAUUACAUCUCACAGUAUGCUUUAGCUUCUGCCUAGAUGUUUUCGAAGGGGGGUUGUUGGGACACAAAACUUUCACUGUACAUUGAUCAUGCCCAAAUGAGCACAAACAGCCUAAACAUGUGAUUGGUGUCAGUGCAUUGAGCAAUGAGUUCAAUCACGCAUCUUCUCAUUUUGAUCAAAGACUGACACAGCGUGUCAUCCAUACUCAAAAGUCAAAAGAAUAGCAUCAUUAAGCAAGUACAGACCUAUUCAACCUAUCCUCGACCAAAAAUCUAUCUUAUUGACUUGUUCACUGAAUCAAAUCGAGAGUUGUGCAAAUUUGAGACUCUGAAUAUUCAGGAUGCAGAUGGAGUGCAGAGUUGAAAUCCUAGAAUAGAACUACAAGUGUACAUGAGGAGGGACGUGAACAAGAGUUAAUCUGUUUGUUCUUCGUCCACAUACAACAUACAAAGAUCUGUGGCUUCAUCUCAGUUGAGAAUGUCUGUGAAUGUAAGUUUCAGGGAGGCUGGACUAGCCUUCAAAUGAGUUCUUUUUAAGGUGUGGAGGGGUGACGCGGUGAAGAAAUGCUCCAUGGGUCCAUGUUUCCAGUAUUUACCUGGGUACACAUUAGCUCCAGAUUCAGCGAUUGGAGGAACAUCCUACAAAAUCUC
Hordeum vulgare subsp. vulgare (domesticated barley) is the source of this 2878-nucleotide messenger RNA. RefSeq lists its product as uncharacterized. The coding region runs from base 1275 to 1979 and encodes 234 amino acids. The transcript has a single exon. NCBI's taxonomy places the organism in Eukaryota, Viridiplantae, Streptophyta, Magnoliopsida, Poales, Poaceae. The record is from RefSeq and is a predicted model, not a curated record.